Molecule: messenger RNA, 1282 nt
Organism: Drosophila ficusphila
Lineage: Eukaryota; Metazoa; Arthropoda; Insecta; Diptera; Drosophilidae
Product: proteoglycan 4
Exons: 2
Coding region: 61-1164 (367 amino acids)
Source: RefSeq, a predicted model, not a curated record
GGCCGGCAAACACCAAUCAGUUCUCACUUGGCCCUUGCUGCUUGCAGUUAAUCGCUGGAGAUGUUCAUUAGACUAUUGCUAAUCAGCCAGCUUCUGGCGCUGAGCUACGCCCAGUUGUCUCUGGAGGAGGCUAAGAAACAAAUCGAUGCCUCGGUUUACAGCGAAGAGGAGAUCGGUGCUGAUCCACACCUGCCGGAGCCCCACCUUCCACCCCAGUAUCAGCCACAGAAUCCACAUGGCUACGGUCAUUAUCAGCCUCAGUAUCCCCAGAAACCACAUAGCUAUGGUCACUAUCAGCCUCAGUAUCCUCAGUAUCCCCACAAAAAAGUGACAACAACAACUCCCAAACCGGAAACUACUACAGAACCCAAUAUCGAGCAGGAAGGCAAGGGCACCCUUGCUCCGCCGGAUGAUGGCUUGGAUAACCUGGACGAUGGCUUGCGCCAGAACAACGAUGGAUCUGCUCUGCCAGAGUCCACCACUCCGGAACCUACAACCACUACGACCACCACUACGGAGCCUACAACCACUACGACUACCACCCCGGAACCUACAACCACCACUACGGAACCUACAACCACUACGACCACCACCACAACUACAACUACGACGACGACUCCCAAGCCCGAGAAGCACCACCCACAUCCACAUCCACACCCACAUCCCCAUCCCCAUCCUCAUCCAUAUCCCCACCCAUACCCGCAGUACCCCUAUCCCCAUCCUGGAUUGCAGUUGACACCAGCGGUACCCAAGCCUGGCCUUCCCACGGAAGCUCACUCCACUCCCAAGGAAGCGGAUAAGGAAUCCCCCGUGCAGAGUGGCUAUCCCUCGUAUCCGAUCUUCAGACCGCCCUACUCUCCCUACCAGCCACCUGUGUUCCCUCAGCCACGAGGUUAUCCCCCGUUUCCUGGACAUCCUGGUUAUGGCAACACUCACAACCACGAGGAGGAUUCCAGUGAGGAGAAGCCCAAGGAGGCUUCUGGCGAGGAUGAAAAAGAAAAGGAGGAUGUGCCGCUGAAGCCUCCUGGUUUUGGCUACCCGCCAGUCUACGUCAUUCCCCGCCGACCAGUGAUCACUGUACCCAGCUAUCCGCGACCUGGUGGUGGUUACGGUUCACCCUACGGUUCGCCCUACGGUUCGUCCUACGGAUAUGGACGGUACUAAUACUCUAUACACUGUGAAAAACUACCUAACCUAGUCUAGAAAGUCAAUUGUUGAACAUAACUAUUUUUGUACUUGAAGUUUACUUUUUAACAUACUAUUAAAUACUCUUUGAAUUAUA